Messenger RNA from Lytechinus variegatus (green sea urchin), 2794 nucleotides. RefSeq names its product caltractin. The transcript is spliced from 5 exons. The record is from RefSeq and is a predicted model, not a curated record. Bases 121 to 636 code for a protein of 171 amino acids. Gene Ontology annotation, cellular component: centrosome; centriole. Gene Ontology annotation, molecular function: calcium ion binding. NCBI's taxonomy places the organism in Eukaryota, Metazoa, Echinodermata, Echinoidea, Temnopleuroida, Toxopneustidae. Gene Ontology annotation, biological process: centriole replication; mitotic cell cycle.
CACGUCGCUGGAAUGACCGCCGACAUAACGUCUCGAAGGUGAUGAACUUGUGUUUGGAAACAUAUUGGGAAGGAAAGGCUAUCUAAACAUCAAAAUUUUCAUUCCGAAGUAACGAAGAGAAUGACGAGUCGUUAUACCAAGACCACCCUGGGUGGGGGGCAGAGAAAGAAGCAAGGUCCAAAGCCAGAGCUUACAGAAGAACAAAAACAAGAGAUUCAAGAGGCAUUUGAUCUAUUUGAUACAGAAGGAGCAGGCACAAUUGAUGCUAAGGAACUGAAGGUUGCUAUGAGAGCACUUGGUUUUGAACCCAAGAAAGAAGAGAUUAAAAAGAUGAUUCAGGACAUUGAUAAAGAAGGUUCAGGAACGAUUGAUUUUAAUGACUUCUUACAACUCAUGACUGCCAAGAUGAGUGAAAAGGACUCUAAAGAGGAGAUCUUGAAAGCAUUCAAGCUCUUUGAUGACGAUGAGACGGGCAAGAUCUCUUUCAAGAAUCUCAAAAGGGUAGCUAAAGAACUUGGUGAAAACCUCACAGAUGAAGAGCUACAGGAAAUGAUUGACGAGGCAGACCGAGAUGGCGAUGGUGAAAUCAACGAGCAAGAAUUCCUCAGGAUAAUGAAGAAGACAAGUUUAUAUUAAUGACACAAGGAUCCUUCAAGCACUGUAAAUAUUGUAAAUAUUAAUUCAAGGUUAUAUAUGUGCAGGGCUCAAUAUUGAUUGAGGGCUACUCUGGCUAAUACCUAAUAAUUUGAAUUUGAUGUCUAGAGUAGAAUCAAACAAACAAAGUGAUCAGUUUUUUUUCAAAAUAUGAUGAAAAAUAAUAGUCAAGACAUUUGAAGUUUUAUGUUUCAGUGAAAAAAGAGGUUUUCAUGAAUAUCCAAUGAGUGAGAAAAUCAUGUCAUCUCCUCAUUGAUGUCAUAUGAAGUUACACACUUUCCUGAUUUUCUCUUCCAUGUAUGACCUUAUUUAAUGUGCUUGAAAUUAUUGCAACGUUAGGUGGGAGAUACAUGUUUUUUUUAUUGCAGAUGAAUGAAAAUUAAAUAAUCAAGAUUUUAUACCAGGAAACAAAAAUAUAAAAGGGGGGACUUGACAUCAUAAGCUCACUCAUGGUGUAUAUUCAUGGUGACAUGCACAAAACUAUUUUACUCAAAUAAUUCAAAACUGGUCAAUUCCACAACUUAUUCUUUUUUUAAGACUUAUGAAAAUUUUAGUGUUGUACUUGUCAAAUUUCACUUUAUUUAUUAAACUCAUCAAUAUCAGAUUGGAGUAUCCCCAUCAUAAGGUCUGGGUCAAAGAGCGCUGAAAUUCUCUUGAAGAGUACCGUAAUUUACCUUGAUAUUGAAUUUGUGUUAUUUAUAAAAGAAAAAAAACCUGCUUUGGAAGUUCAGUCAAAUUGCAAUGAAAACACAAUAUUAUUUUUCUAAAUUAGCCAUAAAUUGACAACUUUUUAUCCAUCUUGCCAGCUUCUCUCCUCUUUGCUUGAUAAUCAGUCAUUAAACUUGUUUUAGAUUUAUUUAUGACAUUAAUGAUUUCUACCCAUAAAUGUAAUGAAGCAUUAUUGCAGUAGUGGAUAAUUGAUGUUCAGAACUUCAGAUGUAUUUCUUAGUGACAGUUUUCAUCAGAUUUCAAUUUUUCAUUUUUUUUUUCAAUUGGAGAUGUAAUGAGGUGUGGCAUGAAACAUAUUUUACUAGGUCCAUCUCCUUUUCAUUUGUUUAAACAUCUUAAUAUCAAGGUGAAUUUCCCCAUUAAUUCACUGAAUUUCUUGCAUAGGAUAUGUAAACGUUGGAUACAAUUGAUAGACACAUAAAUGACUAAUCUUUGAACAUUGAAUGCUGACCUCUUUACAAAGUGUAGCUCUGAAACUACAUGUAGCAUAUGUUGCAGAAAACUUAAAUUGAUUGCAACUUUGCCAUCAUUGGCAAGUAAGUGCUAUGAUAACAGGCCUCACCAUGAAAAUAAGGUUUCCAUGGAAAUUACCCUCAAUUGCAAAGUUACUAUAAAAGUGAGUUCUUUGCUUGAGAGUUGGCUGUUUUUAAAUCUAUAUUGCACUCUAAUUGAGAAUUUUCCUUGUGAAUGUUGAGCCCUGUUCAUUGUAAUGAAGUACUAAGAUUUGAUGUCUGUAAAUUGUGUGUAUACUUGUACUUAGGAACUAUGGAGUUUAUAUGAAUUUUUUUUUUUAAAGUUUGCAUCAUAAAUUAAUUAUGAACCGUCCUUAAUGCACCAUAUGGAUAAUCUACAUUUACAUCACACAUUGACAUUUCAAUUUCGAGACAAAAUCUCAGAAGACAAUUCCUGAAAAUUUUUUUUUUUUUUUCCUAAUUCUAAAUUGAGCAAUAGGUAAUUGUGGUGUGGUAUACCGGUAUUCUAAAAGAAAUUGUUCUGUGUACAUGAACACAGUUGAUAAUAGUGAUAUUAUUUUCUUCUUCCAAACUUCAGUCUUAUUAAUCAGUUGUUAAUUUUCUUUAUAAAUGACAGUAUAUGGGGUUCACUCUGCCGCAAUCUUUCAUAGUUUUGCUUCAUGUAUUUUGAUAUUUUUUUUUCUAAUUUGACCUGUAUAUAUGCAAAUAAUCCGAAACAGAAUUAUCAAAAUGUCGGUCAAUAUUUCUCUAUAGGACUCGAUGUAAUUUUGCCAUGGGGAAUGUAUGCAGCAGAGAAUACAAGGAUUGUUUUUCAUGAACACUCAUAACCCUUCAGGUUGCAUCAGAAAUGAUGCAUUGUAAUGUAUAACACAGUACUCUAUUGGUCAGACCAUGCUUAUGGGACUCUUCACUGCUUGUUCCAUCUUGUGAUGUUUUAA